AUGCACUGCGGAGCCCUUGGUUCCCCUGGCACGGGUCUGCAGUCCCCCACUCUCCUACACACCCAGCCUCACCAUGAGCACGGCCAGCAUUGCAAAGAAGUAGUCCAGCCGGGAGCUCCAUUCUUGGUGGUGAUGGCGGCAACGAUGGCAACCUGCGCAUGUUCACGGUGGCGGCCUGACAUUGACAGGGGAAUGUGGGCAAGAGGCACCCAGGCCGCAGUGGAGCCGUCCUUUGCUAGCACAAGCUAG
Molecule: messenger RNA, 249 nt
Organism: Auxenochlorella protothecoides
Lineage: Eukaryota; Viridiplantae; Chlorophyta; Trebouxiophyceae; Chlorellales; Chlorellaceae
Exons: 3
Coding region: 1-249 (82 amino acids)
Source: RefSeq, a predicted model, not a curated record